UAUUGCACAGAUAUCACUUUUGCUGAAAUUUUAUUGCCUCUGUUUUGCUGAAGUUCUCUCUCGCCCUUGUCUCUUCGCUGCCUCUGUUUCUCUUCACUCUCCAGGCUCCGAAUCCGUGGUCCUUCACUCAGCUCCGACUGUCUCUUCUCUCUUCCUCUCCCAGCGACAGGGAAAUAUGGUUGGUGAAAUGAAGUUGAUGAUUGCGGAGGAACAAAAAUUCCAAGGGAAAGCAUUGUCGUUAUCCCAUACGAAGACGGCAAUCACUACGAUCAAGGAGAAAUUCACUGAACAACAGCUGCAAAUGUUUGAACAGAGUUGUUUUGGUCAUCUCCUAGGGAUUGAGGACCUCAAGUGGACUUCUCCGAUUGUCCACGGGUUGCUGCUCAGGAAAGCUGAUCCCAAGACAGUUUCCCAACUGAACGGGAUCAAAUUCAUUGUUGGCAAGAAGGUCAUCCAAUUCACGGCGCAGCAAUUUUGCAUCGUGACAGGGCUAAGGUUUGGAAACCUUCCCUUUAUUCCGAUUCCCACGAAUGAGAACUGCUCAUUGAAACGGAAGUACUUUGCCAACGAUAAAACUGUGAACCUGUUGGAAUUAGAAAAGGCCUUCCUCGAAUGCGAUGAUGUGGACGAUGUAUUCAAGCUUGGAUUCUUAUACUUUGCUGUCUUUGUGCUGUUGGGCAGCGAAAAAAAUGUCCACAUUGACAUGCGAUAUUUGAAGUUGGCGGAAGACCUUGAAGACUUUGGGAAGUAUCCAUGGGGUGCUAUUACCAGCGAGUGA
Molecule: messenger RNA, 778 nt
Organism: Prunus dulcis (almond)
Lineage: Eukaryota; Viridiplantae; Streptophyta; Magnoliopsida; Rosales; Rosaceae
Exons: 3
Coding region: 176-778 (200 amino acids)
Source: RefSeq, a predicted model, not a curated record